This is a messenger RNA of Plodia interpunctella (Indianmeal moth), 2468 nucleotides long. RefSeq names its product Mlh1 (gene Mlh1). Gene Ontology annotation, molecular function: ATP binding; mismatched DNA binding; ATP-dependent DNA damage sensor activity. Lineage: Eukaryota; Metazoa; Arthropoda; Insecta; Lepidoptera; Pyralidae. Gene Ontology annotation, biological process: mismatch repair. The transcript has 11 exons. Bases 218 to 2419 code for a protein of 733 amino acids. Gene Ontology annotation, cellular component: MutLalpha complex. The record is from RefSeq and is a predicted model, not a curated record.
GCGCGGGCGUCUUUCAUUAAAUCAUUCAAUCCAUUCCUAACUGUCCUGUCAGUCAAUCAAUUUCAUUCAAUAAUUUGAAUUAAAAAUCUUAGUAUAUAUUUUGCAAUAUACCUAGUUUAAUUUAUAGUCACUUGAUCAUCAUUAUUAUUUUGCAUUCACAAAAUUAGGAACUGAAAAAUAAAUGAAUAUGUGGUAACAGUGGUUCUCUUCUAAUAUUAUGGCAGAGCCAGGUAUAAUCAGAAAGUUAAGUGAAGAAGUCGUGAACCGUAUCGCUGCUGGAGAAAUUGUCCAAAGACCGGCUAACGCUUUAAAGGAGCUUAUUGAGAACAGCUUAGAUGCCAAGUCCACUAAUAUCAUAGUGACAGUCAAAGCAGGAGGUCUCAAAUAUUUACAGAUUCAAGAUAACGGCACAGGAAUCAGGAGUGAGGACCUGGAGAUAGUCUGUGAGAGGUUCACAACGUCAAAACUCAGCGAGUAUGAAGACUUGAAGCAAAUCAGCACAUAUGGUUUCCGAGGUGAAGCUCUAGCCAGCAUCAGCCAUAUUGCUCAUCUCACUAUACUGACCAAGACUGCUGCAGCUAAAUGUGCUUACAAGGCAUCCUACGAAAAUGGCAAACUAAAGGGGCCUUUAAAACCUUGCGCCGGCAACACCGGCACGCAAAUAACAGUGGAGGACAUAUUCUACAAUGUUUUAGCCAGAAAGAAGGCCUUACGAAGUCCCACAGAAGAAUACGCGCAUAUAAUGGAAGUGGUUGGGGGAUACGCUAUACAUAAUAGUCACAUAGGGUUUACGUUGAAGAAAUUUGGAGAGAACACCGACCUGAAAACUCCUAUCAAGUCUACAGUAAUUGAUAAUGUUAGAAUUAUACACGGCAAUGCGAUAGCCCGGGAACUAAUGGAGAUCGAGCUCAAAGAUGACACUUUAAAGCUGUAUCUCCAUGGAUACAUCACCAACGUCAACUACUCUCACAAGAAGGGCGCCAUGCUGCUGUUCAUCAACCACCGCUUGGUGGAGUCGCAGGCAAUACGCAAAGCUGUGGAUUCUAUAUAUUCAACUUAUUUACCCAAGAAUGCACAUUCGUUCGUCUAUUUGAGUCUGGAAAUGGAUCCGAGAAAUGUGGAUGUGAAUGUUCAUCCAACCAAACAUGAAGUGCAAUUUCUGCACGAAGAACACAUAAUAGAGAAAAUAAAAUCUUGUGUUGAGAGUAAACUGCUAAGCUGCAAUUCUACGAGGGUUAUGUACACUCAGGCCCGAUUACCUGGUGCGACAGCCGUCGAGGAAAUAGUUAAGAAAACUACGGACGGAGCGAAAGUAUAUGCGCAUGAGUUAGUUAGAGUUAACGCUGACGUUCAGAAAAUUGACAAAUUCUUCCCUGCUACAAACAAGAAUAUCGAAACUCAAGUCAAAGACAAUAUAAAACAACCUAAAGAUAACAUAGACAAGACCCUUGAUACAAAUAUGGAAGUUACAGAGAAUAUUCCAGAAAACAAAGAAAUUACAGAUAAAAUUCCCGAAGUAGUAAUAAAUGAAUCCUCAGACGAUGUUCUAGAAAAUUCUUUAGUAAAUGAACCAUUAAUUAAAAUUCCUGACAGAUGGAAAGCGCAUACAACAUCAGAGCAUGCAAACAUAACAUACAUAGAUCCUAAAGAAUCCUUUAAAACUAGAACAUUCAAGUAUGAAAGAGUUGAAACUAGAUUGACCAGUGUUAAGGAGUUAAGGAUGGAUGUAGAAAAUAAGUGUAAUACGAACUUGAGGGAAAUUUUGGCAAAUUUGAUCUUUAUUGCGUGCAUUGAUGUCAACAAAUGUUUGAUACAACAUGCCACUAAUCUAUAUCUAUGCAAUACUACUAGAUUAACCGAGGAGCUAUUCUACGAGACAAUGCUAUACGACUUCCAGAACUUUGGCUUCAUCCGGCUGUCGAACCCACUACCUCUGGAGGAACUGUUGGUGCUAGGCCUGAGCUCUCAGGACGAAUGGGACUCCGAAUUAGGCGACAUGAGGGAAUUGGCCCAGAAAAUGAUGGAGGUGUUGCUCAACAAGCGGGCGAUGCUCCUCGAAUACUUCUCUCUUGACAUUAAUGGAGAGGGCGAGCUUUUGGCGUUGCCUCUCUUAUUAGAUGGCCACACACCAUUCAUGGGCGCACUCCCCACUUACCUCGUGCGUCUCGUGACAGAAGUCGACUGGGAAUCAGAAAAGGCAUGCUUCGAAUCUUUCAGCCGCCAAACCGCCAUUUUUUAUUCCCAACCCAACCCGGACAAAUCCGAACAUAUCUCCAAGACAGAGUUUUGGAGACAUGAACAUGUAAUUUUCCCGGCCAUUCGGAGGAAUUUCUUGCCGCCUACAAGUUUUGUUAAUAACGGAGCGAUAUUGCAGAUCGCUAGUUUGAAUGAUCUUUAUAAAGUGUUUGAACGCUGUUAAUGGUUAAGUUUAAUAUUGUUAAAGUGAUAAUAAAGUUAAGUUUUAAAUU